Messenger RNA from Pecten maximus, 1265 nucleotides. RefSeq names its product DNA polymerase delta subunit 2-like. Bases 6 to 578 code for a protein of 190 amino acids. Gene Ontology annotation, molecular function: DNA binding. The record is from RefSeq and is a predicted model, not a curated record. Gene Ontology annotation, cellular component: delta DNA polymerase complex. Gene Ontology annotation, biological process: DNA replication; DNA strand elongation involved in DNA replication. The transcript is spliced from 4 exons. NCBI's taxonomy places the organism in Eukaryota, Metazoa, Mollusca, Bivalvia, Pectinida, Pectinidae.
UUUUAAUGGAAUGGCUUUAUUUUUUAUUGCAGUCAUGUGUAGAUGUUGAUGUAAUGUCAGGACAGUUUGACCCGUCCAACUACAUCCUUCCCCAGCAGCCCCUACACAAGUGUAUGUUCCCUCAGGCCUCCAGUUACACCACCUUCCAUACGACCACCAACCCCUACAACUGUAGUGUGGAUGGUGUUAGCAUAAUUGGUACUUCUGGUCAGCCAACACAUGACAUAAUUAAAUAUAGUACCAAUGAUGAUCCCGUGGAUAUUUUGGAAAAAUGUUUAAGUUGGGGACAUCUCGCUCCUACUGCUCCUGACACACUAGGCUGCUAUCCAUACUACGGAAAAGAUCCAUUUAUAUUAGAAGAAUGUCCUCAUAUUUAUUUUGCUGGCAACCAGUCAUCUUAUGGCUGCAAACUUCAUAAAGGUCCCACUGGUCAGGAGGUAUUGCUUGUCAGCGUCCCGAGGUUUUGCCAGACCAGCACGUGCGUUCUCAUAAACCUGAAAACCCUGGAGUGUCAGGCUGUAGAAUUUAGCACAGACUUUCCUGAGCCAGCAAAGGAGAGUCCUGAUGUGGAUAAAUGAUGUUGGUAACAAGCAGGAAAACAGACCUUUGUCAUACAUACCUCACACAUUGUACUAUUCUGAUGUAGAUAAAUGAUGUUGGUAACAAGCAGGAAAACAGACCUUUGUCAUACAUACCUCACACAUUGUACUAUUCUGAUGUAGAUAAAUGAUGUUGGUAACAAGCAGGAAAACAGACCGUUGUCAUACAUACCUCACACAUCGUACUAUUCUGAUGUGAAUAUAAAAUGUCCAUAAUGCAAGCAAACAUCAGCCACCAUAAAGCUGGAGUCUAAUGCUGGGAUUUUGCAGUCGGGUCAGACGAUGAACGAGGAAUUCACUUCUUACGACCCAUUGUCACAACAUAUAGGUUCCGAGUGUGUUGUUUUGACUGUAUGAUGUGUACCAAACAUUACAAAGACCAAGACAGUGUGAGAAAUCUUAAAAUUCUGGGAUUUCUGUUUCAUGGUUUCCUUGCUGGUCUGUUGGACGAGAAAUAAUUGUGUGAAGGUCCUUUAGUACCUGUAUACAAGUACCAUGUGAAGUAUCUACUACAUAGAUGUAUUGAUGUACAACAUAUACAUGAUAUGUAUAACAUGCUGGCAGUGCUGUGAUUUUGCCAGUUACUUGCACCAAAAUGAAGAAAUGCAAUUAUUUAUGAAUAUUGUGCAUAUUCUUGUUGAGAGAUAAAAGUCAAAAUCAGAAGUA